Thlaspi arvense is the source of this 942-nucleotide messenger RNA. Lineage: Eukaryota; Viridiplantae; Streptophyta; Magnoliopsida; Brassicales; Brassicaceae. The record is from the annotation of a GenBank genome assembly.
AUGGAAUCAAUCGGAGUCCUUAUGAUGUGCCCCAUGUCCUCCUACCUCGAGAACGAGCUUCAGAAGCGCUUCAACCUUCUUCGUUUCUGGACUUGUCCGGAGAAGUCAGUCUUUCUGGAAACGCACCGGAACUCCAUCCGCGCCGUCGUUGGAAAUGCUUCUGCCGGCGCUGAUGCGCAACUCAUCAGUGAUCUUCCCAAGCUCGAGAUUGUCUCGAGCUUCAGCGUCGGCCUCGACAAGAUCGAUUUGGGGAAAUGCAAGGAAAAAGGGAUCCGAGUCACCAACACUCCCGACGUUCUCACCGAAGAUGUCGCAGAUCUCGCGAUUGGGCUUAUCCUGGCUCUCCUCCGACGCUUGUGUGAGUGUGAUCGCUAUGUGAGGAGCGGAAAAUGGAAGACCGGUGAUUUCCAACUCACUACUAAGUUUAGUGGGAAAUCCGUGGGCAUCAUUGGUCUAGGGAGAAUCGGGACUGCGAUCGCAAAGAGGGCCGAAGCGUUUAGCUGCCCAAUCAAUUACUACUCAAGAACAGAGAAGCGUGACGUAGGCUACAAGUAUUAUCCAACGGUGGUUGAGCUUGCCCAAAACUCAGACAUCCUCGUGGUGGCAUGCCCAUUGACGGACGAGACCAGACACAUUGUGAACCGGCAAGUGAUGGAUGCAUUAGGAGCAAAGGGUGUGCUGAUAAACAUAGGGCGUGGGCCGCAUGUUGACGAGCAAGAGCUUGUGAAAGCUCUGACCCAAGGCCGGCUAGGUGGGGCUGCGCUGGACGUGUUUGAGCAGGAGCCACACGUGCCCGAGGAGCUCUUUGGCCUUGACAAUGUGGUUCUGCUCCCUCACGUUGGGAGUGGCACCGUGGAGACACGGAAUGCCAUGGCCGAUCUUGUUGUCGGUAACUUGGAAGCCCACUUUUCUGGUAAAUCACUUCUCACUCCGGUGGUCUAA